Dermacentor albipictus is the source of this 1732-nucleotide messenger RNA. The record is from RefSeq and is a predicted model, not a curated record. Lineage: Eukaryota; Metazoa; Arthropoda; Arachnida; Ixodida; Ixodidae.
AAAAUGGCUGUGGCUUAGGUAAGGUUAAGCCCAGGAUGCGAAGCAUACUAGCCUUUAUUUUAGUUGUUGAACCACUGUUUAGCUUGGUGAACUGCUGUUGCUUGGCUAUAUUUGGUUCGGCUAGACGAAGAAACAACUCAUGCGUUACUCUGCUUCGCCUUGGACGCCCCGGAUUGGACGCGGUGAGCGUCGAGCAACGCAGCGUUCGGCGUGGCAACGAAAUGUGUGCCUGAGCAAGCGACGCACGCCUGAGCCUUAGAAACAGCUCGUUUCUAAGGCAACACCGCAUUCACUAGAGGCGCUUUUGUACCGCUUUGAAGCAUCGUACUCGUGGCUCAGUGAGACGACUUCCGGCCACCGAGCGUGACGGACGUGUGCUUCAUGGGCUCCCAAGGAGCGGCUUUAGCGGCCCAGCCGGGUCGCGGUAUCAGGAGCACUGAAAUGCCUGCCCAGGAUUAUGAAAUGGUUGUUCCGCAUCUGCCAUCAGGUUCGAGUGUUUUGAACACAGUAUUUUUGCAUGCUGAUGUCUCCGCCAGGCCUUAUCGCGUCGAGCAUUUUCGCGACGCCCUAGCGCGUCUGUCAUUGCUGCCGGAUGUGGUUGCCCUUGGGGCAUAUCAGAUGAACCACCUGUGGGCCGUUACUUUCAACAGCGAAGGAGCGAAGGCAAAGAUUCUGCAGGCUGAAGCUUUCAAUGUGAAAGACCACCGCUGCGUGGUUAUUGAUCCGACCAACCGAGGUGUCAGGCUGAAGCUGUUUUGGCUGCUCCACGGUGUGCAAGACGACGACGUGCGAGUGGCAUUAGCAGCGUUCGGAAAAGUGACUGAAAUAACCCGCGAUAAAUGGAGGGUUAAAGGCUGCGUCGACAAGGCUUCAACAACACGGUCGGUUACACUGAAACUGAAGGUGGGUGUUACCAUCGAGGACUUGCCCCAUCAGUUGCGUGUUGGUGAGGACGUUGCCCUCGUCCAUGUUCCUGGUAGGGCUCCGCUCUGCCUUCGGUGCCGUGGAAAAGGACAUAUACGCCGUGAGUGUCGGGUGCCACGCUGCGGGCUAUGCCGGCGUUUCGGCCACGAUGAGAGCCAGUGCGUGCGUAGCUACGCUAAUGUUACGGGCCAGGCACGAAGUGAUCAAAUGGCCGAACACCUCAUGGAUGAAGCAGACGCGGUUGAAGCAACCCACGGAAGUGAGGGAGAUGAUGCCACCAAGGAGUCAACAUCCAAGGAAACCGCACCCGCACCCCGUGCAGAUACCAGCCAAGCCGGUAAGGACCAAACCCAGCCGGCCGUCGCAUCAAAGCCAGCGUUCCAUCCGGAAAAAGCGGAUAGCGUGACUGCUGUAAGCCUGGUUACGACUGGGCAGCAGGACGACAUCCAGGAAGUCGCCGAUACCGAGAUGCCUGCCGCGUCAAGUGUACCAGUGAAGCGGGCUCACGAGGAUUCGGAUAUUCAGGAACCGAGAUUGGUCGGUGAACGCGGCGAGGAGCCUCCGCCGAAGGCACCUUCAACGCGCCGCGGACCGUUCAAGCCCAAACCGAAAUUGCCACCGGAACGCAGUACUGCGUCUGCACUCCCUCCGCCUUAGCGGAGGCUUCUUUUGCCACAACGGUUGAAGCCCGGUCUUUGAUCGGGUCAGUACUAAGCUCAAACGCCUUAAUUGAUAUGGUUUCACCCUGUUUGAUGUGUGAGUAGACUGAUCGGCGUCUCCCUUUUCCUUAGAUGGCUACCAACCUGAC